This is a messenger RNA of Benincasa hispida (wax gourd), 512 nucleotides long. Its product is annotated as Toll-Interleukin-Resistance (TIR) domain family protein. Gene Ontology annotation, biological process: signal transduction. Lineage: Eukaryota; Viridiplantae; Streptophyta; Magnoliopsida; Cucurbitales; Cucurbitaceae. The record is from RefSeq and is a predicted model, not a curated record.
CUCCGAUUAUGAAUCGUGUGGUGGGCGCCGGUGUCGCAAACAUUACGCCGAGGCAGUUUCUAGCUCAUCUUGGGAAGAAGGAGAUGAAGAGUAUUAUUGUGAAGCCUUGUGAUGUGUUCAUAAACCAUAGAGGUGUCGACACGAAGAAGACGGUGGCCGCGUUGCUGUACGAUCGGCUGGUUCGGGUGAACCUGCGGCCGUUUCUGGACUACAAGAAUUUGAAGCCUGGAGAGAAGCUGUUUGAUGAAAUUCAUGGCGCCAUCAGACAGUGUAAAGUUGGUGUUGCUGUGUUUUCUCCUCGUUAUUGUGAGUCUUAUUUUUGCCUUCAUGAGUUGGCUAUGAUCAUGGAGUCCAACAAGAAGGUCAUUCCCAUCUAUUGCGAUAUAAAAGCAUCUCAACUUCGCAUAGAGGAUAAUCAUGAUUAUGAAAUUGAUGAGCUGAAGAGGUUCAAUUGGGCUCUCGAAGAAGCUAAACGGUUUGACGGACUCAAAUUUAAUUCCUCAAAAGAGUAA